Molecule: messenger RNA, 613 nt
Organism: Armigeres subalbatus
Lineage: Eukaryota; Metazoa; Arthropoda; Insecta; Diptera; Culicidae
Gene: RpL36A
Product: large ribosomal subunit protein eL42
Exons: 3
Coding region: 153-467 (104 amino acids)
Biological process (GO): translation
Cellular component (GO): cytosolic large ribosomal subunit; ribosome
Molecular function (GO): structural constituent of ribosome
Source: RefSeq, a predicted model, not a curated record
GCGGAGACAUUUGCGCUUGAAAAUAAUUUCAUUGUCGACGAUUUUCCUGCAGUACAAUCGUACCGGAAGCUAACGUUUGACAGAUCGUGCUUGACAGUUCUUGCUUCCUGCGCUCUCUUUUCGUUUGUGACUGAAUCGACGAGAACAUCAAAAUGGUGAACGUUCCCAAGCAGCGUCGUACCUACUGCAAAAAGUGCAAGGUCCACCGCGUACACAAAGUAACGCAGUACAAGAAGUCCAAGGAACGACAGGCUUCGCAGGGUCGUCGCCGUUACGAUCGUAAACAGAAGGGUUUCGGUGGUCAAACUAAGCCUAUCUUCAGGAAGAAGGCCAAGACCACUAAGAAAAUCGUGCUGCGUAUGGAAUGCGUCGACUGCAAGUACCGCAAGCAGACCCCACUGAAGCGCUGCAAGCACUUCGAGCUGGGAGGCGACAAGAAGCGAAAGGGACAGAUGAUUCAGUUCUAAACGCUGAUUUUGGUUGCUUGUGUAUUUCCAAUUGUAAGAACAUUCGUUAUAGAAACUGCUGAACACAACAGUUGAUAAAAAGCCCAGCUGAAGGAACCUUUUCCCCCUUUGGUGAGCAAGGGUUUCGGAUGUGACCAAAAAAAACA